Messenger RNA from Gracilinanus agilis (Agile Gracile Mouse Opossum), 762 nucleotides. RefSeq names its product zinc finger matrin-type 4 (gene ZMAT4). Bases 1 to 762 code for a protein of 253 amino acids. The transcript is spliced from 6 exons. Gene Ontology annotation, molecular function: zinc ion binding; nucleic acid binding. The record is from RefSeq and is a predicted model, not a curated record. Gene Ontology annotation, cellular component: nucleus. Lineage: Eukaryota; Metazoa; Chordata; Mammalia; Didelphimorphia; Didelphidae.
AUGAAGUCCUCUGACCUGGACCCGGAUUUGUUUACAGAAAGUUACUGCAAGGUGUGCAGUGCUCAGCUGAUUUCUGAAUCUCAGCGUGUGGCGCAUUAUGAGAGUCGAAAACAUGCAAGCAAAGUCCGACUUUAUUACAUGCUCCAUCCUGUAGAUGGUGGGUGUCCAGCCAAAAAGCUGAGAUCAGAAAACGGAAGUGAUGAUGACAUGGUGGAUAAGAACAAAUGCUGUACCCUCUGUAACAUGUCUUUUACAUCAGCAGUGGUGGCUGACUCACAUUAUCAAGGGAAAAUCCAUGCCAAAAGGUUAAAACUGUUGCUAGGAGAACAACCCCCGGUAAAGGCCACAGAAACUCCUCUGAGUCCACUUAAGCCGCCUCACUCAGCCAGUGCCCCAGGAGUGCCCAUGUCUUCACCCCAUCGUCGAAGAGAUUCAGACAGAUACUGUCAGCUCUGUGCAGCAUGGUUCAAUAACCCUCUGAUGGCCCAGCAGCAUUAUGAAGGCAAAAAACACAAAAAGAAUGCCGCCAGGGUGGAUUUGUUAGAACAACUAGGGAAGACGCUGGAUCUGGGGGAGUUGAGAGGUCUGAGACGCAGUUAUACGUGUAGCAUCUGUCAUGUUACCCUCAACUCAAUAGAACAGUAUCAUGCCCACCUGAAAGGCUCGAAACACCAGACCAAGUAUUGUGGAGGAGUCAAGGUCUGUGUUGUUGAAGAGAGCAUUUACAUUAAUGAAUUCAGGGAUCCUUUAACUAUUGAGUGA